Molecule: messenger RNA, 3906 nt
Organism: Polypterus senegalus (gray bichir)
Lineage: Eukaryota; Metazoa; Chordata; Cladistia; Polypteriformes; Polypteridae
Product: gastrula zinc finger protein XlCGF26.1-like
Exons: 2
Coding region: 2028-3509 (493 amino acids)
Biological process (GO): regulation of transcription by RNA polymerase II
Molecular function (GO): DNA-binding transcription factor activity, RNA polymerase II-specific; RNA polymerase II cis-regulatory region sequence-specific DNA binding
Source: RefSeq, a predicted model, not a curated record
GUGGGUUUCAUUAAAGGGCUAAGCUGGUCAGGCAUUUUAAACCCUGGUCUGUGAGACAACAGCCUGCAAUGAAUAACCAAACCUGUUAAAAGUCUCAAUACCUGCUGCUAGGAUGAGAGAUCUGAAACUGCGGGGUGAACCCUAAAGUCCCCGCUACCUCCACCUCUCUUGCUUCUUAGCCUGUGAAAGCCAAGUGGAUCACCUGGGUGCCCCUCCAUACCCGGCUCUAGACAGUACAUUGGCCCCUUAUUUCUUGUGAAGUUCUUACUUGCAUGUGCUAAUCUCCACUCUCAAGGAGGUUUAUUGUGACAGAUGUUUUAAGGAGAGCGACAAAGGGCACACUAUUAGCAACAGAUGGACAGGAAGGUGCUAUAUAAUGGAGUUUGAUGAAUACAAGGUGUAUUACCACGUGAUGCUUUACUCCAGUGUGGUCCAGACUGGGCUUAUGACCUAGUGAAGAACUUGUUUGACUUCUGGACCCUGAGACAGUUUGGAGUUCAUUUAGGUCGUGUUGCUCACGAAUUGUAGAAGAGCGUGUUUGUUGGAGGAUAUCGGAGUUCAAGAUAGGUCUGUGCUUGCAAUGCCACUAGAGGGCAGUAGAGCUUCCACAAACAGUAUCAUUUCUACUGAAUUAGUGCAUUUCACUGCUGCAUCGACAGACAUUUAACAUAGAGACAUAAUUCUGAGUUGUGAUUCACAGCAGUUUUUCAUUAACUUUAAAUUGUUUUGUAAAAUGUAGUAAAAGACUGUGAGUAAUCAUAAGUGACCUUUUUCAGUGAUUAUUGUCUAGUGGCCUACAGAACAGUGACAACAGUUUGCAUCCAGACGUCUACUUUCAAUAAUGUGGCUUGGAGACGACUCUUCAGGUGAAAAGCAUGUGCUGGAGGAAAGAACCGUCCUGCUGUGGUGGGGGACGAGCAGUGAGGUGAAGCACACAGCCAGUAUGCUCUUAAAAGUAGUUGAAUUUCACAAAAUGUGUUUUCCUUCCUAAAAUGACAUGAAUAUGUACAGCAAGUUCAGCUUGGUUCUCAUAAUAGUUUUUACUGGUUCUCAGUGAUGUGCUCAGCGCUAUUUCCUAUCCAGUAACAUCUUUCUUUUCCCCACCUGUUUUCCUGCCCUUGGAUUCUCAGUGUCGUCUCCAUACUUUUGAUCAGGUUCAGCCUCAAUGUCUCAGAUCUGCCUUGAAUUUGAAUUAUAAGACCUUUUAUUGGUUAAUGUGUGUGUAAUAAUGUUUGUGAUGUAAUAUAAAGAGUGCCUUAAACAGUACAACUCAUUGUUUUGAAGUAGUAGUCCCGUAGAUCAUUAAUUGCAUAUAUUCAAUUUUUGUACAGCACUUUUUCCAGGGACUGAGAAGUGGAAGUUCAUGAAUUUUAAUUUGGGUUUCUUCCUUGUUGUUGAGUGUUGAUGCUGAGAUUUCUGUUAAUCCUGUGCUUUGGUGCUUGUUCUGUAUGACCAAAUACUCUGUGUUGAUAGAUCUUCAUUUGAUGCAUUUUUAUUUUUUUUUACUGUCAUUAUUCCCCUGACAUUUUUUCAUUACUGGUACUGGUAGCCCAACCCAUUUUCAAGCAUAGUGCCUUUCUUUCUCGUCCUCCUAUUUAUUGGAGCUCUUCUGAUGCUCAGGUCUUUCACACCACUACCUUUCAAGCAACUUCAAUUGUCUUUGCUUUGUUGUGUCCACUGCUUUCACAUUCAUUUCCAUCACAUUCCCUCACUUAGGAUCAAAAGAAACCCCAUCUGUACUCACUUUCCAAAACUCAGUCAGCAGAUCCAAGCCAAGAUCUUUCCCUCUUCUGACAGAGCCUUUCUCUCACUGCCACUUCUGACAGAGCCUCUUUUAUUCUGUGUGACCCUCCAUCACCAAUUUCCAUACUAAAACUGCCAGCGUUUAAGAGGGGUCUGAUUGUAAUGAGAGGUGAGGGAUGACUGAAUGAGUCGCAUCUAAUGUGCACAUUUAUUUGGAGAACCUCUCAAUCCUACUCUUUUCUGUUUACAGAUCACAAAGAGGAUGCUAUUUCCACUGGUCUGACAUGGAGAAGGUGUACUCAGCUGUUGAAGGACCUCAACAUGUGAAAUAUAAAUGUGAAGAGGGGGUCACUGAAGAACUUUGUGAGGAUGAGCAAGACAAAUAUCACAGAAUGCACUGGGGCCUCCUUUUGAUGCAUGGUAUAGAGGUUGAUGAAGAGCAAUGUAAAUGGAGUUUUGAACAUCUUGAACAGAACAAUGUCUUCAUGAACAAACAGGAGGAUUGUGAAAGUGGACCUUUAGACUUUACAGUAGACUCUGAGCUGCUGCCUUCCAUCACUGAUGUGCAGAAAAACCAAACUGUCAACAGCAUAAAGGAAGAAGACCUCAAUUGUGAAAAAGACUGGCAGCGUUCUUAUUCAGAUGAAGAGGGUCUUGGAUUGGGAUUGACCCCCAGAAGACACUGCACCCUACAGCAACAUUCUGUCCAUGUGAAGUUAGAACCUUUGGAAUCUGACAUUAAGUGGAAGGCCAAAUCAUCAGAUUCAAGUCCUUCUGAAGAAGCUUUACCAGCCAAUGGCAGCUUCUUCUUAUCUCCAUUGGCUCAGACAUCUCCUCAGUGCAGAUCUCAACAGACAGUGGAUGAUAAGAAUAUGAAGAACCUGACAUUAGCAUCAGAGAAUGGGAUACUCGCCUCUUUGCAGGAUGAUUCUCAGCCGGUGAUGAAAUUAAACACAGUAGGUGUGAUCACCACUCAAACUCAGAUACCCAAAACGGACUUAACCACAGUCUGCCAGACACCGAGGGAAAGGAUUGAAAGCAAAUGUAAGUCCAGGAAUGGUAAUCUCUGUCAAACACAACAGGAGCCAAAUGGGUGUUCUGACAGUGGCAAGAUGUUCGGACAAAUGAGUCAUCUAGAAACGCACAGAAUAGUUCACGCUGGAGAGAAGCCAUUUUCCUGUCCAGAAUGUGGAAAAGGAUAUGCAUCCAUUGGCAGCCUUCGUAGACAUGUAAAAAUUCACACAGGAGAAAAGCCAUAUUGUUGUUCUGAUUGUGGUAAGCGAUUCACACAACUUCACAGUCUAAAAAAUCACAGAAGAAUUCACACAGGUGAGAAGCCAUAUUGUUGUUCUGAAUGUGGAAAACAAUUCACCUACAAGAGUAGCCUUCUGGACCACACAAGAACUCAUACUGGAGAGAAGCCAUAUUGUUGUUCUGAAUGUGGAAAGCAAUUCAAAGUAUUGCGCAAUCUAAAGGCUCACAAGAGAAUUCACACAGGACAAAAGCCAUAUUGUUGUUCUGAUUGUGGUAAGCGAUUCACAGAACCUCACAGUCUAAAGAACCACAGAAGAAUUCACACUGGAGAGAAACCAUAUUGCUGUCCAGAAUGUGGUAGAGGAUUUACCUGUGCUGGUAGCCUUCAGAGCCACAUAAAAAUUCAUACUGGAGAGAAGCCAUAUUGUUGUUCUGAAUGUGGUAAGCAAUUCAAAAGACCGUGCAGCCUCAAGAGCCACUCAAGAACUCAUACAAGAGAGAAGGCUCAAUAGGGAUGAUACUAGUACUAAAAACAAGGCCUGUAGCAGUGAAAAGAUCACUUCAUGAUUCAAGAGUGAGGUUCACGUCUGUCUUGAAAAUACUCAAGCCAAACCAUUGCUGAGAAUUUAACCUCGAUAUACGUCCUAAAGCAGUAAGCUGGAGGAUGAGGAAUGAAGGAUCACAGGGAGGAGAGGAAUGUGAGUCGCCAUACUGUUCGAGGCUUGAUGCAUAUCUUCAUGUUGUGGGCUUUGUUGCACACCAAACCUUCUGAAGGUUAAACUAUUUUAAAAAGGAAACCAAAAAAUAAUUCAAGGUGGCCACCCAUCUCACUCAAUGAAAGUUGCCAACCUACUGUGUCAGCAACAUGGAAGGUGAUGUGGUGUCUCUCCAAAUUGGACAGUAUUGCUU